This is a messenger RNA of Macadamia integrifolia, 384 nucleotides long. RefSeq lists its product as uncharacterized. The transcript has a single exon. The record is from RefSeq and is a predicted model, not a curated record. Lineage: Eukaryota; Viridiplantae; Streptophyta; Magnoliopsida; Proteales; Proteaceae. The coding region runs from base 1 to 384 and encodes 127 amino acids.
AUGUCUGCACAUUUCAAUCUCCUGGGAAAUCCUAACCCUACUUUCUGCGUCCAAUUCAAGCCCCAAUUCGGCGAUUUCUCUCUCAAGAAAACCACCCUUUCUGCUUCUACUUCUACCUCCAAUGACAAUGAUCAUUCUAAGGAGAACAGUGGAACCCAGAUCAAUGGCGGCCCUGAAGGGCCGUUGGUUUGGAGGGAUUUUAGUGAAUCUCGUGGCGGCUUGUUGUUUGGAGUUGCAGUGAUGGCGAAGAUGGUGUUGCCGGUGACCAAACGCGCUGUGGUCAGAUUCAAGUGGGGUGUGAAUUUUCCUUCUGAUUUUGGUGGGAAGAAAUUGCCAUUUUUGACGGUUGAUAAGAUUGGGAUUGAGAGGGUUGAUGAGGAGUAG